Messenger RNA from Epinephelus moara (kelp grouper), 4322 nucleotides. RefSeq names its product Ras protein specific guanine nucleotide releasing factor 1 (gene rasgrf1). The transcript is spliced from 27 exons. Gene Ontology annotation, biological process: Ras protein signal transduction; positive regulation of GTPase activity. NCBI's taxonomy places the organism in Eukaryota, Metazoa, Chordata, Actinopteri, Perciformes, Serranidae. The coding region runs from base 315 to 4085 and encodes 1256 amino acids. Gene Ontology annotation, molecular function: protein binding; guanyl-nucleotide exchange factor activity. Gene Ontology annotation, cellular component: plasma membrane. The record is from RefSeq and is a predicted model, not a curated record.
ACUCUUUCUUUUUCCUCGCCCUCCCCCACCUCUCCGUCUUUUUUUUCCUGUAUCGGAUAAUGUGGACCUUCAAAGCGCACGGAGUAUGACAAAAGAUUUUAGGAUGCUGGACUUGUGCUGCUCGUUUUGUUCCUCUCUUUUUACUUAAAUGCCAACACGGUGAAUGCGUCGGACAGAGUGGACGAGCCUGCUGCCAGUUGUCCGCAUUCAGAAAGUCAGCAUCUUGUCUUUCUUGAUUUUAUUUUCCUCUGGAGCGACUUCAGAAGGAUGUAACGACCGAUCCACCUUUGCGCAGCCGAAGUCUCCUCAUCAAAAUGCAGAAGGGAAUACGACUUAAUGAUGGUCAUGUCACCUACCUGGGGCUUUUGGCGAAAAAGGAUGGUACGAGGCGAGGGUGCUUGAGCAAAAAGAGCUCAGACAACACGAAAUGGCACACAAAGUGGUUUGCUUUGUUACAAAAUGUGCUCUUUUAUUUUGAGAACGAGUCCAGCUCUCGACCCUCGGGAUUAUACCUGUUGGAGGGAUGCAUAUGCGACAGGGCGCCUUCACCCAAACCUUCACAGUCAGCCAAGGAGUGUUUGGAAAAGCAGUACUAUUUCACUGUCAGCUUCACCCAUGAAAACCAAAAGGCGCUCGAGUUACGCACAGAAGAUGUAAAGGACUGCGAUGAAUGGGUGGCUGCAAUAUCACACGCCAGUUACAGAAACUUGGCCAACGAGCAUGAGACUCUCAUGCAGAAGUAUCUUCAUCUGCUUCAGAUUGUGGAGACGGAGAAAACAGUUGCUAAGCAACUUCGACAACAGAUAGAAGAUGGGGAAAUAGAGAUUGAGAGGCUUAAGUCAGAGAUCGCCGGGCUGCUCAAAGACAACGAGAAGAUUGGCUCCAGCCCAGCGGCCGUCCCAACCGAUGACGACACAGAAAUCAAGAAAAUCAAAAAAGUCCAGAGCUUCCUGCGAGGCUGGAUCUGCAGGAGGAAGUGGAAGACAAUCAUCCAGGAUUACAUCCGCUCACCACAUGCAGAGAGCAUGAGGAAGAGGAACCAGGUGGUGUUUAGCAUGUUGGACUCGGAGGCCGAGUACGUCCAGCAGCUUCACAUCCUGGUGAACAACUUCCUGAGGCCGCUGCGCAUGGCGGCCAGCUCCAAGAAACCACCCAUCACUCACGAUGAUGUCAGCAGCAUCUUCCUCAACAGUGAAACUAUUAUGUUUCUACAUCAGAUAUUUUACCAGGGUCUAAAAGCCAGAAUAGCAAGCUGGCCGACAUUAGUGCUGGCCGACCUGUUCGACAUCCUGCUGCCCAUGCUGAACAUCUACCAGGAGUUUGUGAGGAACCACCAGUACAGCCUGCAGAUCCUGGCUCACUGCAAGCAGAACCGUGACUUUGACAAGCUGCUGAAGCAGUACGAGGCCAAGCCCGACUGCGAGGAGAGGACUCUCGAGACCUUCCUCACCUACCCCAUGUUCCAGAUUCCCCGCUACAUUCUUACGCUCCACGAACUUCUGGCCCACACACCCCAUGAACAUGUAGAGAGAAACAGUCUGGACUACGCCAAAUCUAAGCUGGAGGAGCUUUCCAGAAUCAUGCACGACGAAGUGAGCGAGACUGAAAACAUCAGGAAGAACCUGGCGAUAGAGCGUAUGAUUGUAGAGGGCUGCGAGAUUCUCCUCGACACCAGCCAGACAUUCGUGAGACAAGGGUCUCUCAUCCAGGUGCCGAUGAGCGAGAAGGGCAAGAUCACCCGUGGGCGACUGGGCUCUCUGUCUCUGAAGAAGGAGGGGGAGAGGCAGUGCUUUCUCUUCUCCAAGCAUUUAAUCAUCUGCACCAGGGGUUCUGGGGGAAAGCUUCAUCUCACCAAGAAUGGAGUAGUCUCGCUUAUAGACUGCACUCUUAUGGAGGACCCGGAGGGGACAGACGAUGAGUCCAAAUCAGACAAGAGCGGCCAGGACAUGGAGCACCUGGACUUCAAGAUUGUCGUGGAGCCAAAGGACAGCCAGUCAUUCACAGUCAUCCUGGUCGCCUCCUCGAGGCAGGAAAAGUCUGCAUGGACCAGUGACAUCAGCCAGUGCAUAGACAACAUCCGCUGCAAUGGCCUGAUGAUGAACGCCUUCGAAGACAACUCCAAAGUCACAGUGCCACAGAUGAUCAAGUCAGAUUCAAGUCUGUAUUGUGAUGAUGUCGACAUCCGCUUCAGUAAGAUGAUGAACUCCUGCAAGGUGCUGCAGAUCCGCUACGCCAGCGUUGAGCGCCUGCUGGAGAGACUGACCGACCUUCGUUUCCUCUCCAUCGACUUCCUCAACACCUUCCUGCACUCCUAUCGCGUGUUUACCACCGCCGAUGUGGUGCUAGACAAGCUCAUCACCAUCUACAAGAAGCCCAUCAGUGCCAUCCCUGCUCGGUCCCUGGAGUUAUUCUUUGCCAGCAGUCAGAACAGUAAACUCCUGUAUGGAGAGCCUCCCAGCUCCCCCAGGGCCAGCAGAAAGUUCUCCUCCCCACCUCCUCUCGCUAUCGCCAAGAAUUCAUCCCCAAACCGCCGGCGCAAGCUCUCCCUCAACAUCCCCAUCAUCACUGGGGGCAAAGCUCUUGACCUGGCUGCCCUCAGCUGCUCCUCAAAUGGCUAUGCAAGCAUGUACUCAUCCAUGUCCCCAUUCAGCAAGACCACCUUGGACAUCAACAAACUGUAUGUGUCCAGCCCCAUCUCCAGCAAAAUCCCAGAUGAGGGAGAGGACAAGAAGGACAAAGUGGAGGACGCUUCAGUGUGCAAACAAGAUCUCUCUGUACGAGAAGAAAGUGACAACGAUCAAAACCAGAGUGAUGACGGGGACGCAGAGGCCUCUCCCACCAAGUCACCAACCACCCCGAAAAACAUCAAAUGCAAAAACUCCUCAGAGUUCUCCCUGUUUUCCUACAACAAUGGCAUGGUGAUGUCCUCGUGUCGAGAGCUGGAUAACAACCGCAGUGCCCUGUCUGCUGCCUCAGCCUUUGCUAUUGCUACAGCUGGAGCCAAUGAGGGCACACCUACCAAGGAAAAAUAUCGGCGGAUGUCCCUCGCCAGCACUGGUUUCCCAACAGAUCAGAGAAAUGGAGACAAGGAGUUUGUGAUCAGACGAGCAGCGACCAACAGAGUCCUGAAUGUGCUGCGGCACUGGGUGUCCAAACACUCUCCGGACUUUGAGAGUAACAAUGAGCUGAAGACAAAAGUUAUUGCCUUCCUGGAGGAAGUGAUGCACGACCCUGAGCUGCUGACCCAGGAGAGGAAAGCAGCAGCAAACAUCAUCAGGACUCUAACUCAGGAAGAUCACGGUGACAAUCAGAUCACCCUUGAAGACGUGACACAACUGGUGGGAGAAGGGAAGGCCGAGCCCUUUGAGAACCACUCUGCGUUGGAGAUCGCAGAACAGCUCACUCUGCUGGACCACCUGGUGUUUAAGGUCAUCCCAUACGAGGAAUUCUUCGGACAAGGCUGGAUGAAGAAUGACAAAAAUGAGAAGACGCCGUACAUCAUGAGAACAACAAAGCACUUCAACGAUAUAAGCAACCUUAUUGCCACAGAGAUCCUGCGCUGUGACGACGUGGUCACUCGAGUGGUGGUCAUAGAGAAAUGGGUGGCUGUGGCUGACAUCUGUCGCUGUCUCCACAACUACAAUGCCGUGCUCGAGAUCACCUCCUCCCUUAACCGCAGCUCUGUCUUCCGCCUCAAGAAGACCUGGCUCAAGGUUUCCAAGCAGACGAAAGCAUUGAUUGACAAGCUGCAGAAGCUGGUCUCAUCAGAGGGGAGGUUCAAAAACCUGAGAGAGGCUUUGAAGAACUGUGAUCCUCCCUGUGUGCCCUAUCUGGGGAUGUACCUUACUGACCUGGCUUUCAUCGAGGAGGGAACACCAAACUACACUGAAGACAACCUGGUCAACUUCUCGAAGAUGAGAAUGAUUUCUCACAUCAUCAGAGAAAUCAGGCAGUUUCAGCAAACAGCAUACAAAGUUGACCUGCAACCAAAGGUAGCCCAGUAUCUACUGGAUAAUAGCUUUGUUCUGGAUGAAGAAAGCAUGUACGAAGCCUCACUCAGAAUUGAGCCUAAAGUGCCCAACUGAUGAGGAAGCUGGUCGUCCACAUUAUCUCCUCUGUUAAUAUUACACAUCAGUUAACAUACACAUCAACUUUUGUAUAGUUGUACAUGUUUAAGAUAUUUGCUCUUCUGUACAGUAGAUGUUUAAGGUUGUUUGACGUCACAAAACCUUUCAGUGUAUAUUUUUUGUUUGUUAUUGUUGCCAUGACGCCACCUGCUUUAAGGAUUUAUUUUUUAUUUUUGGGGGGUAUUUCGAGCAUAA